CACCCCUCUCCGCACCCAAACGUGGGACCUGUUAACCAGCGAGGCCGCAUCCAGGGUGUAUCCUGCAAAGCGCGCGGCCCCCAAUUCGUUCUCGGCCUCUCGAGUCUCGCUCGCCCAACCCGCGGAACCCUAGCCCUGACCGCAGAUUCCUCCGGCGCCGGACACACGGCCGCCGCGAUAUGGACUGCGCCGGAGGCGGAGACCCCGUCGAAGACUUCCUCCUCGGUGGCGCCGGCGACGACGGAGAUCUCUCCAUCUUCUGCGAUGGCGUGCCCACGCUGGCCGGCGACGGAGGACUUGGGAUUGAUGGAUUCAGUGGAGAUGCUUGUGGGUUUGAGCAAUCUAAUUUAGGGAAAAGGGCUAGAGAUGAACCAUCUUCAUCUGGUCCGAAAUCCAAAGCUUGUCGUGAAAAAAUGAGGAGGGACAGGCUGAAUGACAGGUUUCUGGAAUUAAGUUCGGUUAUGAAUCCUGGUAAGCAAGCUAAGUUGGAUAAAGCAAAUAUCUUAAGUGAUGCAGCCCAAAUGUUGGCACAACUUAGAGGUGAGGCAGAAAAGCUUAAAGAAUCAAAUGAGAAGCUGCGAGAGAAUAUCAAGGACCUGAAGGAGGAGAAGAAUGAGCUCCGAGAAGAGAAAGUGAGACUUAAGGCAGAAAAGGAGAGGCUGGAGCAGCAAGUUAAAGCAAUGAGUGCAGCUCCUACAGGAUAUGUUCCCCAUCUCCCUCAUCCAGCUGCAUACCAUCCUGCUGCUUUUGCUCCAUUUGCACCACCACAGCAGGCUCCAACCAACAAAAGUGCUCCAAUCUCCGCAGCGUUCCCUGGGAUGGCGAUGUGGCAGUGGCUGCCUCCGACCGUGGUGGACACAACUCAAGAUCCGAAGCUCUGGCCACCAAAUGCUUAGCUGCAGCUACUGCAUAAUGCUGACUCAUGGUGCUGUCUCAUCCAUUGGCGGCAAAUCAGUGCCUGUUAGAUCCCUGGAGAGGAAAGAAGUUUGCAACUCUGGUCAUGUUUUUGCUGUUACAGUCAUUUCCAGCAGCUAUAAACUCUUACUUGUUCCAUUGAAGGGUGAUGUCUGUAAUUAAUAUGGAUCUUAACCCUCUAGUUGCAAAUAUUCCAUUGUGACCUUGUCUCGUCUCAUCAUCUGUGAGCAUGAUCUGCUGAA
Messenger RNA from Panicum hallii, 1157 nucleotides. RefSeq names its product transcription factor ILR3-like. Gene Ontology annotation, biological process: regulation of DNA-templated transcription; intracellular iron ion homeostasis. The transcript has 5 exons. Bases 180 to 896 code for a protein of 238 amino acids. Lineage: Eukaryota; Viridiplantae; Streptophyta; Magnoliopsida; Poales; Poaceae. The record is from RefSeq and is a predicted model, not a curated record. Gene Ontology annotation, molecular function: DNA-binding transcription factor activity; protein dimerization activity.